GCUAGGCUCUAAGCCCUGAUCCAGCCCAAUUCCAGUGUGUUAACUCUGCCCUUAUCUAAGCUCAUAGGCCCUCUUGUCAGGAUGCAGGAAUCCUGGGUCCUGGGCGCACUCACUCUGAUCUUUGGCCUGCUUUCCAGUCUGCAAGGAGUAAGCGGCAAUGAGACUGUACAGACCUGUGAAGACUUACACUGCCCCAAAGGAUUCAUAUGCUGUGAAAAUGAAUGCUGUCAGGAAAGCAAGAUCUGGGAUCCUGAUACUGAACGCUUCACCAUCCCACUGAUCGUCUUUUGUGUCAUCGCCUUCGCCCUCCUGUGCAUCUGUGGCCUUGUGAUGUGCAAGUGCAAAGGACGACACCAUGACCUCAAACCAGGAGAUGAUCAGACUCCUCCACAUCCACCCUCCAAAGCUCCUCUAGAGAGCAUUUGGGUCACCGUUGUUCUGAAUUCAACUGGGACUGAAACACGUCCUCCCUACAGCCUCAGGCCUGAAGGCCUUACUGGCCAGAUGAGAGGGCCUCGCUAUGCAACCCUUUGACC
Messenger RNA from Rattus rattus (black rat), 536 nucleotides. Its product is annotated as transmembrane protein 92-like. The record is from RefSeq and is a predicted model, not a curated record. The coding region runs from base 82 to 534 and encodes 150 amino acids. Lineage: Eukaryota; Metazoa; Chordata; Mammalia; Rodentia; Muridae. The transcript has 5 exons. Gene Ontology annotation, cellular component: nucleoplasm.